UCCUCCCAGCAUCAUAUACCGCGAGGACACUGAGUAGUUCAAGCCGACACAGAAACUACAAUCCACUGAGUCAGACAUCCCUCCGGAAUCUGGAUACGUACCCAUAAUGGCCGACCUAGACGAAAAAGAUCACCAGGACGAAAUGGAGCACCACUCCGGUCAGGAGCUCAACCCACCGCCCUCCAACAUAUCCACUACAACUGCCUCCGUUGGCCCAGACGCGGAAAGCAAACAGGAAAUCCACGAAAUCCCCUCCAGGCCAAGCAUCGACACCACGACAACCAAAACCGACCCCCUGGGCUUUGAACCGAUCCGCCCAGCACCACCGAACGCCCGCAGCCACAACCCACGGCGCAUCAGCGCCGAGACCGUCGACACGCUCCGGCGCGAGCGCUCCAACAACGGCUGGGGGGUCGACGACAUCGAAGGCGACGCGGCCGGCAGCGGCGGCUCCGUCGCCCCGUACAACCACCCCGGCAGCUCGGCAGCUGAGCGCGACCCGUUCGAGGUCGGUUGGGCCGGCGGCGACGCCGAUCCGCUGUGCCCAAGGAGUUUCCCGCUGUGGAGGAAGUGGAUGAUCAUCCUGAUUACCAGCGUGGGGAGCUUUUGCGUGACGAAUGCUUCGGCGUCGUACACGUCGACGUACGCGCAGAUGAACGACGAGUUUGGCACCAGCCGGCUGGUCGCGACGCUGGGCUUGUCGACGUUUGUGCUAGGCAUCGCGCUGGGUCCGUUCUGGUCGCCGCUUGCUGAGUUCUAUGGCCGGCGACCCAUCUACCUCGCUUCGUUUGCCGGCUUCAUCGUCUGGAUCAUCCCGUCGGCUGUGGCCAAGAACAUCGAGACCAUGAUUGUGGCGCGCUUCUUUCAGGGGUUGGCGGGGAGCGCGUUCCUGUCUGUGUCGGGCGGAACCGUGGGGGAUUUGUUCACUCGCGACACGAUGCUGGCGCCCAUGGCUAUCUUUGCCCUGGCCCCUUUUGUCGGUCCGUCCACCGGGCCGCUGGUUGGUGGGCUGAUCAACACGUACACCAACUGGCGCUGGACGCAUUAUGUCUUGAUCAUUUGGGCUUUCCUGUUGCUGGUCAGCAUUGCGUUGCUGGUGCCGGAGACUUAUCACCCAGUCCUGCUGAAAAAGAAAGCUCAAAAGAUUCGAAAGGAAACCGGCGACGACAGAUGGCGCGCUCCCAUCGAAAAGACGACAAAGUCGGUCUCCAAAACGGUCGCCUACUCUUUGCUCCGCCCCUUCCAGAUUCUGGUUUCUGAGCCCAUGGUGCUCGUGCUCAACAUAUACACGGCAAUGCUCCUGGGGCUGCUCUACUUGUUCUUCGGCGCCUUCCCCCUCAUUUUUCGCACCAACUAUGGCUUUAACCUCUGGGAGGUUGGCCUGACCUUCAUGGGUCUGCUCGUUGCCAUGAUCAUCGCCUGCCUGAGCACCCCUUUCUGGACCAGACUGCGGCACAACAUGGUGGCGAAACGGCACAAGGAGACCGGCGUGCUCAAGGACGAGCCCGAGGACCAGCUGCCGCCCGUCAUCUUCGCCGCGCCGCUGAUCACGGGAGGUCUGUUUUGGUUCGGCUUCACCACGUAUCCUUGGGUGCACUGGAUCGUGCCCAUCAUUGGCUCUGGCGUGUUUGGUCUUGGGUGAGUGCGCACCUUUCUUUCGGUGGACUUUCAACUUGAUGUCGGGGCAAGACACAGGAGAGUGGCGUUGUCUUGCGGAUUUGUGCUGCCACCCAAGGCGGUGAUGUGGACAUAACUCAGUGGCAGAUUCGUCACGGAGAGGCCUCAGCGCAAGGC
Molecule: messenger RNA, 1794 nt
Organism: Parathielavia appendiculata
Lineage: Eukaryota; Fungi; Ascomycota; Sordariomycetes; Sordariales; Chaetomiaceae
Product: putative multidrug protein
Exons: 3
Coding region: 107-1642 (511 amino acids)
Biological process (GO): transmembrane transport
Cellular component (GO): plasma membrane
Molecular function (GO): transmembrane transporter activity
Source: RefSeq, a predicted model, not a curated record